AUGCAAUUGUCCCUUAGAGCUAAAGGGUUUAACAAGCUAUCUCCCAAGUAUUUUGGUCCUUUCCAGAUUCUGCAGAUGGUAGGACAGGUGGCCUACAAGUUAGCUUUGCCUGCUAGUUGUCUGCUUCACCCAGUUUUUCAUGUCUCUUGCUUGAAGCCUAAGUUGGGUGCUCACAUUACUCCUUUCCCUACCAUUCCUCCAGUUGACUUAGAUGGUUUUCUCAACCCUGAACCUACUGCAAUUUUACAGCAGAGGUUUAAGAAACUCAGAAGUAGAACCAUUACUGAGGUUUUGGUCCAAUGGCAAGGGCAAUCACUAGAAAAUGCAACUUGGGAAUCUCUUUACAAGCUUUAA
Quercus robur (English oak) is the source of this 354-nucleotide messenger RNA. RefSeq lists its product as uncharacterized. The transcript has a single exon. The record is from RefSeq and is a predicted model, not a curated record. The coding region runs from base 1 to 354 and encodes 117 amino acids. Lineage: Eukaryota; Viridiplantae; Streptophyta; Magnoliopsida; Fagales; Fagaceae.